Pristis pectinata (smalltooth sawfish) is the source of this 853-nucleotide messenger RNA. RefSeq names its product atonal bHLH transcription factor 1a (gene atoh1a). The transcript has a single exon. The coding region runs from base 5 to 853 and encodes 282 amino acids. NCBI's taxonomy places the organism in Eukaryota, Metazoa, Chordata, Chondrichthyes, Rhinopristiformes, Pristidae. The record is from RefSeq and is a predicted model, not a curated record. Gene Ontology annotation, molecular function: protein dimerization activity.
UGCAAUGAGUCAGAUGCAUUCGGAAGACUGGACGGGGAUGAAGGAGCUGGCGGCGGACAGGUGUGUGCAGGCUCCGGGGUACCCGGCGCCGGCGGUUGUCGCCCCGCUCUCCUUGCUGGACACCGACCCGAGGGGUUGGCUGGCGCCCAGUUUGCAAAGCACCUGCCCGGCUCACGGGGACUACCUGGCACCCGGGCCGUCGGACGAGCUGCUGCUGCUGGGGCCCGGGUCGGAGCUGGAGGCGCCGUUGCAAUGCAAGAGCCCGCAGCUCAAGGUGCGGGAGCUCUGCAAGCUGAAGGGCGUGGGCUUGCAGGAGCUGGGCUGCCGGCAGCGGGCUCCGCCGAGCAGGCAUGUGAGCGGCGUGCAGAAGCAGAGGAGGCUGGCGGCCAACGCCAGGGAGAGGAGGAGGAUGCACGGUCUGAACCACGCCUUCGACCAGCUCCGGAACGUCAUCCCGUCGUUCAACAACGACAAGAAGCUGUCCAAGUACGAGACUUUGCAGAUGGCGCAGAUUUACAUCAACGCACUGGCCGAGCUGUUGCAAGGAGGGGGCGAACCCGGAGCCAAGGGCGAGGCUUCGACCCGGGCUGCAGGCAUCGGCACUCCGGGCUGCAAGCGUCACUCCCACGCUGCCUUCCCUGUGCAAUUCUCCUUUCAGGAAGGGGGUGCCCUUGACCUGUCGCAGGACGAGGUGGCCGCCCAGGACAACUGCAAGAGCUCCCCACGCUGUCACCGGAGUGACGGCGAGUUCUCCCCGCACUCCCACUACAGUGACUCUGAAGACGUUGCCUUGGACCUGCAGAGCGAAGACGAGGAACUGUCUGGACUGCAGCAGCCCCCAAAUUACCAAUAA